Molecule: messenger RNA, 519 nt
Organism: Suillus fuscotomentosus
Lineage: Eukaryota; Fungi; Basidiomycota; Agaricomycetes; Boletales; Suillaceae
Exons: 3
Coding region: 1-519 (172 amino acids)
Source: RefSeq, a predicted model, not a curated record
AUGGGAGUCGAUACGGAUGGUGACGAAGGAACAUUCUACGACAUGUGGAAGUCAUUUGGUCGAUGGGGCGUCAAGGUUCUAGAUAGAGUCACAGUGGAUGUGUCCACCACUCAAAUCUUUUCUCAGCGACAGGCGCUUUUAGCCACGCUCGAUUCCCCACCAUUUGAACUUCCUCUCACCGCCAAUCCCUCAUAUGACAAUUCGUGGUUAUCCCCAUUGUCUUUGACUCUUUUUGUCGUCCCCACGCAGAACGCAUCUGAUAUAAACCAGUUCGUGCAUGACUCCUGGCAUUUGGGUGCUGCGUCUCGUGAUCAUCUCUGGGGGCUCCAUGGACAAAGGCGGUUGGAGGCAAAUUCUAAAGUUUCAGAGAUCAAGUAUAGAGACUCAGUUAUCCAUGAAACAAGCUACAGCAACACUGGCAGUUUUGCCAAUCCCUGGCUUGCCUACCCCGGGCAAGGACGUACCCCUACGAUCCAUUUCGCAGCUGAUCAUGUUGCAGUCUUUCGGCGUGGAGUCUGA